AUGCCUAUUUUCCAGUCGAAACCGUUCCGGGGCACCCGCGCCCAGGCACAGGACCUCUGGGAACGAGUAGCCGUGCUUUAUCGUCAGAAAAUCGCAAAGAAUCCUUUCCUCUUCUUCGGACUGCCCUUCAUGACUCUUAUAGUUGGGGCAUCCUUCUUGCUCACUCCAGCCGCUGCCUUAAGGUACGAGAAGCACGACCGCAAGCAUCGACAGUUGACGGAUCAAGAAAAAAUGGAACUUGGAUUAAAAGGUGGGAUUAUGGGUGAAGGGAAUCUCACAUACAAUCCUCGGCGCAGGAAAGUUCUGAAGGGAGAGCUGAGCGAGCGAGACGAAUACUACAAGCUCAUGGCUAAGGACUUGGACAACUGGGAGCAAAAGCGAGUGGAGCGGUGGAAGGGUGAGCCUGAUGGCAGGCUAUAA
Messenger RNA from Capronia epimyces CBS 606.96, 420 nucleotides. RefSeq lists its product as uncharacterized. The coding region runs from base 1 to 420 and encodes 139 amino acids. Gene Ontology annotation, biological process: mitochondrial respiratory chain complex IV assembly. The transcript has a single exon. Gene Ontology annotation, cellular component: mitochondrial inner membrane. NCBI's taxonomy places the organism in Eukaryota, Fungi, Ascomycota, Eurotiomycetes, Chaetothyriales, Herpotrichiellaceae. The record is from RefSeq and is a predicted model, not a curated record.